Otolemur garnettii (small-eared galago) is the source of this 2277-nucleotide messenger RNA. It is a transcript of the gene SCEL, whose product is annotated as sciellin. The record is from RefSeq and is a predicted model, not a curated record. NCBI's taxonomy places the organism in Eukaryota, Metazoa, Chordata, Mammalia, Primates, Galagidae. Bases 1 to 2277 code for a protein of 758 amino acids. Gene Ontology annotation, cellular component: cytoplasm. Gene Ontology annotation, biological process: epidermis development. The transcript has 33 exons.
AUGUCCAAUUUUGCCUCGAGAAAAACAUCUCCCAUAGGAAAUGACAUGAAGAGUUCCACCCAGGGGGCCAGGCUGAGGCAACAGGGAUUUCAGGAAGUGAACAAAAGAAGAACUUUCUUACAGGAUAAUAGCUGGAUAAAGAAACGUCCCGAAGAAGAAAAAGAUGAGAAUUACGGUAGGGUGGUGCUCAGCAGACACAACUCCCAUGAUGCCUUGGACAGGAAAGUACUUGAGAAACAAGAGCCAAAAGCUACCAUUAGUCGAUAUAGAUCUGACGACACGUUGGACAGGCUCUCAGACAGAAAUGAUGCUGCUAAAACGUAUAAGGCCAAUACCUUGGAUAACCAACUAACCAAUAGGAGCAUGUCCGCAUUUAGAUCACCAGUAGCAACAAAGCCGCAACCUGGUGGUUUGUUGAGCUCCAACACUGCUAAUCCCACAGUUUCCCCCUCUGCAACCACUCCCGUGAAGAAGAAGAGACAGUCCUGGUUCCCGCCACCCCCUCCAGGUUAUAGUGUCACCCCAAGCACUGGAGCCAGCAGAAGGGAACCUGCUGUUCACCCUCCAAUACCUCCAAAGCCCAGGUCUCCUGUUUCUUCUCCUAGCCAUGUGAGAGGGGACAAUAGGCAGAUAUGUCCACCUAAACCAGGAGUGCGUACAGAAACCAACCCAUCUGCUGAAAGAAAUAUCAGGAGUCAGGAUCUUGACAACAUCAUCAAAGUGGCCACUUCACUUCAGAAAACUGACAAAGGUGAAGAGUUGGAUAAUCUCAUCAAAAUGAACAAAAGCCUGAACAGGAAUCAAGGUUUCGAUGGUAUCUUCAGAGCAAAUCUGAAGGCAGAGGAAACAGAGAAAAGAGCCAAAAGCCUUGAAAGCCUCGUUCAUGUGAAUACCCGGACAGACAAAGAUGGCAAAGGAACCCAAGCCCUUGGAAGUCUUAAUAAAGUUAAUCCAAAGACAGACAAAAAUGAGAAGAGAAGCCAAGAUCUUGAAUCUGUUAUUAAAGUGAAUGCCAGGAUAGACAAAGCCAGCAGAGGAGGUGAAGACCUCGGUAAUGUUAUGAAAGUGAAUCCCAGGGGAAAUGAAAAGAAUACCACUGGAAAACAAGACCUCAGCGGGCUUAUUAAAGUGGAUGCUGAAACAAAUAAAAAUAUUAGGAGGGGCCAGAGCCUUGACAAUCUCAUCAACAUGACCCCGGAAGUAAAUAGAAGUAACCAAGGUUCAAAAGAUCUUAAUAACCUCAUCAAAGUGAAUCCAAGAACAGAAAAACGUAUACAAGGGCACCAAAGUCUUGAGAGUCUCAUCAAGGUGGCUCCUGAAACAAACAGAAUUAACCAAGGGAACCAAGACCUAGGCAAUCUUACCAAAUUGAUCCCUUCAGGAAAAAAAAGGAGUGCACAGGGUCUUGAUGACUAUAUUAAUGUAAGCCCCAAAGCUGUCAAAAACUCCUCUGGAAACCAAGAUCUCGAUCAGCUUAUCAAAGUGAACCCUGAAAUCCUCACAAACAACCAAAGAAACCAAGGUCUUGAUAACCUCAUCAAAGUGAAUCCUGCAGCAAUCAGAAAGGAUCAGAGCCAAGACUUGGACAAGCUUAUUAAAGUGAAACCUUCAGCUCUCAGAAACACUAACCGAGACCAGGACCUGGACAAUUUAAUUGAAGUAAAUUCUCAUGUGUCUGAAAACAAGAAUGGAAGGCUAGAUGGCCAAGUCAAUGGACUCACCAGUGCUCUCCACAAUCAGUCCCCGAGACCCUCUGCCUAUUCCUACGAAGCCAGGGACAAUCUCAGCUCCAGUGUUGGAACCAAGCAUGCAGGACCACAGGAUACUGUUGUGUACACAAGGACAUAUGUGGAGAAUAGUAAAUCACCAAGGGAUGGAUAUCAGGAGAAUAUCUCUGGAAAAUACAUACAGACUGUUUAUUCAACUUCAGAUAGGUCUGUCAUUGAAAGAGAUAUGUGCACUUACUGUCGCAAACCCUUGGGUGUAGAAACUAAAAUGAUUUUAGAUGAAUUACAAAUUUGCUGCCAUUCUACUUGCUUUAAGUGUGAAAUAUGUAAGCAGCCUUUGGAAAAUCUAAAAGCAGGUGACAGUAUUUGGAUCUACAGGCACACAAUCCACUGUGAACCUUGCUACUCUAAAGUGAUGGAGAGUUCUCACAGUCACUUUUCCUUCUCAUUUAGCAGUCUUAUCAUGCUCGACUACUGUAUAAUGGGUCUUGAGGUACAUGGUGGUAGCUCUAAAGCUUUCAGUCUCAUAGAAGUCCUUGACAUGGCUUAG